Molecule: messenger RNA, 2904 nt
Organism: Cottoperca gobio
Lineage: Eukaryota; Metazoa; Chordata; Actinopteri; Perciformes; Bovichtidae
Product: laminin subunit gamma-1-like
Exons: 9
Coding region: 1-1311 (436 amino acids)
Source: RefSeq, a predicted model, not a curated record
AUGUCUCCACAGACUUCCUGUGACCUGCUGCUUCUGUCUCCUCUCAGGCACAAGAUAGACGCCGACCAGAUCGAGAAGAUCGCCAAAGACGCCAACGACACGUCGACCAAAGCGCACAACCUGCUGCUGAAGACUCUGGACGGAGAGAGCAAGACGAGUCAGGAGAUCGACGAGCUCAACAAGAAGUACAACGAUGCGAAGGAACUCGCCAAGAAUCUGGAGAAACAGGCCAACAAGGUUCAGGCGGAGGCGGAAGACGCCGGAAACAAAGCUCUCAAGAUCUUCGCCAACCUGACGAGCCUCCCGCCCAUCGACACCAAAGCUCUGGAGGAUGAAGCCAGUAAGAUCAAGAAGGAGGCGUCGGACCUUGACAAGCUCAUCGACAAGACGGAGAAGGAAUACAACGACCUGAGAGACGACCUGAAGGGCAAAGAGCAGGAAGUGCGCAAACUGCUGGAUAAAGGCAGAAGUGAGCAGCAGACUGCAGAUCAGCUGUUGGCUCGAGCCGACGCUGCCAAAGCUCUGGCUGAGGGGGCGGCGAAGAAAGGACGGUCGACCUUCAGAGAGGCGGAGACUAUCCUGGAGGACCUCAGAGACUUCGACAAGAGAGUCAACGACAACAAGACCGCCGCGGAGGACGCUCUGAAGAAGAUCCCCGCCAUCAACGCCACCAUCAUGGCCGCCAACCAGAAGACCAAGCAGGCGGAGGCGGCACUCGGCAACGCGGCCGCAGACGCCCGAGAGGCCAAGAACAAAGCGGAGGAGGCCGAGAAGAUCGCCGGCAGCGUGCAGAAGGGUUCAGCCAAGACCAAGCAGGACGCAGAGAAAGCCUUCCAGGACACCAACAAGCUGGACGAGGAGGUCGGGGACAUGAUGGAUCAGCUGGACGCCGCGGAGCAGGAGCUCGCCCGGAAGAAGGCCGAGGCCGACCAGGACAUGAUGAUGGCCGGCAUGGCGACGGACAACGCAAAGGAGGCGGAGGACAACGCCCGCAAGGCCAAGAGCGCCGUGAAGACGGUGCUGAGCACCAUCACCGUCCUGCUGGAUCAGCUGGGAAACAUCGACAAGGUGGACCUGAGCAAACUGAACCAGAUCGACGAGUCCCUGAAGAGGGCCAAGGGCAAGAUGGGCGACAGCGAGCUGGACAGGAAGCUGACGGAGCUGAACGAUGUGGCGAGGACUCAGGAGGACAUGAUCAACGACUACGACCGGCAGAUCCGCGAGAUCCGCGACGACAUCACCAACCUCAUCGACAUCAAGAAGACGUUACCCGAAGGCUGCUUCAACACGCCGUCUCUGGAGCGGCCUUAACCCCCCCCCCCCCCAUCACUCCCCUCACAUCUAACACUCUGGCAUCACGCCACCUUUUACCAAAACAGUUUUUUAAACUUUUUGUUUUGUCCUCAGAUUCUUGUCUUUGAAUAUUUCAAGCCACGUGUUUUAAUUUGUUUUGUUUUUGUUUGGAGACGCAGUAACGUGGUUACGGUAGAAUGAACUAAGCGGCGUCGAGAAGCCGCGCAGAGAGGUGGAAGAGCCUCGGAGAAAAGAACCACAAACCCGACGUGACUGCACCCGUCUGUUUCACCAGCAGGAAGCUCCUCGCGUAUUACCUAUCAUGCCUUGGGACACUCCACAUACUUAUUAUUUUACACUUGUCAUGCAGCUGAAUGUACGGCUUCACACUGUUAGAGCGCCGCCAUCUCUGGCGGGUUCAUUUAAAAUCAGCCAUGUUUUCAGACACCACACAGUGAAGGAACUCGCUCUUCUUCUUCUCUCCCAGAGCCUCGUGCCUCACGCGCCGCAGAGGGAAAGUGUUUCACUUCAACAGUAUUUCACAAGUCAGAGAGUCUGAGAACAUCUGUUUUACAUCUUGUGCACGAGAUGUGACGUGAUGUGAACUCUUCUGUGGCUCCAGUCGGUGUUGAUGGUGAAUGUUGCAGCAAUACAUUCCUCAGUGCGUGCAUGUUGAGAACGCCUACAUGUACCAGGAUGCAUUGCGCUCGGCCUCUCUGCACUGCGUUUCUCUGGCCGUAUACUCCGGCUCGUGUGUGUAUAUAUAUACACACACACAUACACAAGUAUCCGAGUCAGCUGAAACUUUAAAACAUCCUCUGCACGAGUAUUGUGGGACGUCGUUUCCGCUGUUUGUAAUUCAAGAGAAGAAGAAGUUCUGAAGUAGUUUGUAGUUUUACUGAACUCCAACUGUUACAUGACGUCACAUGUCGCUGCAGACAUCCACCAUCAGCACUGACUGCACCGCCACAUGAAGACGGAUUCUCCCUUUCACAUGUGUGCAGACAUUUCACAAGGGGGGGGGGGGGCAUUUUGGGAACAAAAUAGUAACUUGUAUCUUGUUCCCAAAACCUCCAACGUCAGCUGAGACACAAGUAAUCAUGUCGUGUUGUUUAACGUGUAUUAACAGUAACAGAUGAAAGAUGAUGCGAGUUCUUCUCACGCUUCUCCAGGAUAAAUCACACACUAUGCAACUUUGUACAUUUUGCGUAGCGAGAAUUCUUUCUGAUACACUGGUGCUAAUAACUAUUUCAAAUGUUAUAUUUUUGUUUGAAUGUUUUUUAUUCUGACAAAGUGAGGAAUGUGUUAUUUGUGUAAAUAUAUAAAUGAUUCAGAAACACAAACUGCACCAUGUGUCACAUCAACCUCCAGGGGAACUAUAUAUAAGUCUCUAUGAUGUGCUGUGUUCUUAUGAGAAGCUUGCUUGUAUACAAGGCUCAGUGUUGCUGCCUCACAGCGACGACAUUAUUUCAUUUGUGUUUUAUUGAUUCAACUGAAUAUGUUUAGUUAUUCACGGAGCUCUGACCCCGUCGGGACAUCACGAUGAUCGUGUUGCUACAGUAGUUUUAAUUAGUGUUUUGUGCCUUAAUAUAAAGUUCGGUUGUAAUCACA